AGAAUUAUGUGCUCAGGUUAUUCAACCUUCGACUACCCACAAGUUCAUGUGCUCAGGUUCACUCCUAUAAGACUUCCGCUGUCUUACUAGUCUACCAUUCCAGCAAAGAUCCUGGACCAACACUUGAGGAUUUGCCAAGUGUUUGUGUUUAUAAAUUAUGUGCUCAGGUUAUUCAACCUUCGACUACCCACAAGUUCAUGUGCUCAGGUUCACUCCUAUAAGACUUCCGCUGUCUUACUAGUCUACCAUUCCAGCAAAGAUCCUGGACCAACACUUGAGGAUUUGCCAAGUGUUUGUGUUUAUAGUUUUAUACUUAAUCUACUACAACACCAGACGAUUUAUUUCAAGCACGACGCGGCCGCCAUGGCAGCGCGAGAGGGAGAGGAGGAGUGCGCGGCGGAAGCGCUGGGAGCAGGCCCGGGAAGGGGAACCUGCUCUGAUAUCAUGUCACAAGGACAAGGUAGCUAGGAACUGUAGGAAGCCAUGAAAAUGGCGUGAGGGUUUUAGGCUAGGAAAGUUGACUAGAG
This is a messenger RNA of Closterium sp. NIES-67, 527 nucleotides long. NCBI's taxonomy places the organism in Eukaryota, Viridiplantae, Streptophyta, Zygnematophyceae, Desmidiales, Closteriaceae. The record is from the annotation of a GenBank genome assembly.